AGUAUAAACAUAAAAGCAUCUGGCUCACACAUGUCACUUGUACGUGACGCGGUGUUUUCAUUUCACAUACGCAAACAUGGCAUUAAGUCAUUGCAUUUCUCGUAAUGCAUGCAAGUUAUAUGGUGACAAACUUAAAUCAUAUAUCUACGUUACAGCACUAAAAUUAAAUACAUCAAGUAAAGGUGAUAGUCAUGAUAAUAACCAAGACAGAUUUAAAUACCAACGAACCACUAGACCUAAAAGGGGUGUGGUAACACUGGCCUGUGCCUGUGGCAGUGCCGGGAUCUUUUUGGCCUUGAGUGCUCUACAUUUGCACAGAAAGAAUACAUGCAGACACAUUACAUCCAGAGAAAUUACUUAUGUACCUAAUACUUUUGGCUUUGGCAAAGUUCUUGCUGCCUCCGAGAGCCCCAAUGAACCUGGUCAGAUAAUAGAAGGCUUGCCUACUUAUUCCAGGGCUGAUGUCGCUGCCCAUAACACAGUUGAAACUAAAAUAUGGGUCACUUUCCGUAAUGGUGUGUAUGACAUCACGCAGUACCUUCAGAGCCACCCUGGAGGGAACAAAAUUCUUUUGGCUGCUGGAAAAUCCAUUGAGCCAUACUGGAAUGUUUACUCUGCCCACAAAAAUGAGGAGAUAUAUGAAGUUUUAGAAACCUUGAGGAUAGGAAAUAUUACAGAGCCUGAUCCAAAAAAAGAAAGGAACAGAGAUGAUCCUUACAGGCUUGAUCCUGUGCGUUCUCCUCUCUUGAUUCCAUGCUGUGAGAAGCCUUUCAAUGCUGAGCCACCAGCAGAGAUCCUUACUGACAUAUUCUACACACCUAACCAUGCUUUCUUUGUUAGAAAUCAUCUGCCAGUUCCUUGUGUCAAAACAGAGAAGUAUGCCCUGCAGUUGGAACUACCAGGUCAGAAAACAUGCCUCAAGUAUGAAGAAUUGAGGAAGAUGCCCAAAAAGUCAGUUACUGCCACAACCAUGUGUGCUGGCAACAGGCGUAAUGAAAUGAUCAAAGUCAAGCCAGUAAAAGGCCUUAACUGGAAGGCUGCUGCCAUCAGUAAUGCCAAGUGGUCAGGCCCCAGUCUGGAUGAUGUGCUGAAGAAAUUUAAAGUGGACAUUGACAAAGUCAACAGUAAUUACAUUGUGUUUGAAGGCAUGGAUAAGCAGCCAGAUGGAUCUCCUUAUGGUGCUUCAAUACCGAUUGAAAUUGCCAGAUCUUUAAAAGAUGUUAUCAUCAUUGCUUAUGAAAUGAAUGGAGCUAUAAUUCCUCGUGAUCAUGGCUAUCCCGUAAGAGUUAUGAUCCCUGGAGUAGUUGGAGCUAGACAGGUGAAGUGGCUGAAUAGAAUCUACUUUAGCUCAGAAGAAAGCACUUCCCACUGGCAAAGAAAUGAUUAUAAAGGGUUUAAUCCUUCAGUAGACUGGGAUAAUGUCAACUUUGAUAAGAGCGUGUCAAUAACUGAGCUGCCUGUUACAUCUGCUAUUUGUGAACCUGUGGAGGGGACAGACUUAGAGAAAGACUCUGAGACAGUUACUGUCAAAGGAUAUGCUUAUUCAGGAGGUGGUCGUGGCAUUAUCAGAGUGGAUGUUUCUGCAGAUGGAGGCAAGACCUGGACAGAAGCUAAUCUCAAGCCAAAUGGUCAGACGCCUUACACAUCAUAUGCUUGGACCCUUUGGGAAGUGGACCUGUCUCUACCCCAAGAUGCGGAUGAGACAACUUUGGUAGCCAAAGCUGUUGACAUAUCUUACAAUGUUCAGCCUGACUCAGUGGAAGGCAUCUGGAACCUCAGGGGUGUUCUUAACAAUGCUUGGCAUAAGGUGAAUGUGACAAGAGGCAAACAAAACAAGACAUCUCAGCAAGAUGAAAACUCAAAGGAGCAACAAGAAAUGACAGUAGAGCAAAAGGAAAAGACUGAUCAGCAAGAAGCCAAGAAGUAAAAAGUGUCUAGAUCAAUUCCUUUUUUUUCUUCGACAUUUUGUUGCCAAUGUUCAUUCUAAAGGUUAGAUGUUUGAGUAGUUUGUGUUUGGUUUACCUUGUGGCCCAUGCAAAUGUACAGGGGAUUUUUUUUUUUUAAUGGAAAUAGAUCGUAGAAAACAAGGAUAUCUUAAAGACAUUUGACUUGAGAGCAUACUAUCCCUGAAUUACCAGAAAAGCAGAUAGUGUGUGCUACUGUCCAGACAAGUUUGACAUCCCUCACCAAAGACACUGCAUGCUUAUCAGGCUAUGAAUUAUCACUAUUCUUGUCCUGUCAUAAGCUGUUUUCUAUGUUCAAAAAUAACUAAAAUACCCGCAUCUAUUGGGGCUAGUACCUGGUUGUGAAGAAGCAGGAUGUUAAAUAUUAAACCAGGAAAGAUUGCAGGCCUAUGAGAGUAAAUGCAAGAGUUUAUUGCUGAUUAUGUAGAUAAAAGAAAAUGAAUUUGUCAUGCUGAGAGUCAAUAAUUGAAUAGCCAAACAAGAGAAGCACCUUAAUAUUUUAAAAGUGAACAAUGUGUGUGUGUGGGGGGUGGGGGGGUUGAGACCAAUGGUAAGGCACAAAACCCUCAAAGAGUACUGUAGAUAUUGCCAUAUUCAUUUUUCUGAUAAAGCAGAUGAAAAUUUCUCAACAAUACAGCUAUUGCUAUAUAAAAUUUGACAUAAUUCACUUGUAAGCCAUUUGUUUUCCCUUUGUUAGGGAGUGAUUUUUUUGUUUUUAUAGCCUCUGCAUUGCCAAUUUAUUUACCAAGGGGCCAGUCAUUAUUGAUUUGGUAUGCCAGUCAAAUCUGAACGUUUCAAUUUAUUUGAAUUAUUGAUGUUGUGUUUAUAGUCAUGUGGCCAUACUUGUUUUAGUCCAAAAUGAUGUCCCUUUUGUGCUGUGUCAAGUAUUAUUCCAUUCAAUUGUGAUAUUGUACAUUUUGAAUUGCUUUUCCAAUUUUCUGCUUGGGUCUUUGCAUUUUGUAUUGUAUUUGUAAUUUAAAGUGUGCUUAAAGUGAAUGUUUGAAAUCAGUAAUUAUUAUAUUCAUAUUUGAAAUCUUAAUGAUUAGGUGCUGUGGAUAUACAGUGCCUAUUUUAUAAAAAAUUAAUAUGAUUUUUUUUUACUGUCUCUGCUCUGUUUCCUUAUUGGUAAUGAAACCACAAUUUGAUAUCUGUAUUAAAAUAAUAAAGUUUUUUUUGUUUCUUUAAAUUGUUCACAAUUGUAGGUAGAUUGAUGAUUAUAGAAUUGUGCCUUGGAAACUCAGCAGCAGCCUUGUUUAAUUAUUGUCUUUCCUAGUAUGAUAAAAAAUGUAUUUUUAAAAUUAACUUGCAAACUUAGGCUCAGUACAGUAAAUACUUCUAUCAUAAAGCUAAGUAAUGUCACCUUUUAAAUAUGGUUACUUCAAAUUGUAGUUUUAGCUAUCUUCAGUUUUGUUAUGUAAUGAACUGAAUUCCCAUUUUUUAAGCAAACUGCACAAGAUAUCAGAAGCGGUUGAUGAAAUAUUGAUUCAUUUUCACUUACCUGCAGUCAUAGCCUUAAGAAUUGAUAUGGUAUUUUGUGCUAGUUAUUUUAUUACUGGUACUUCAAAUGAUAUUAACUAUUAAACUCUAUUGUCUCCAUAAUUAGACUAGAUCUAGGAAAUAUUAUGUAAUCCAAAUUAAUAAAGAUUAUAUUUGUAUGAUAUUUCUUCAUAUUUUCACAAAACUUUUAUAUAUGUUAUAAAAACACAAAAUGAUUGUCUUGAGCUCAAUAUAUUAUAUCACUACCAUCUGGAACAUCAAUCUAAAGAAACUCUUUCAAAACAUCCUUCUUUGUAAAGUUCCAGAAAGGAAAACUAUUCAAGAUAAUGACAUGAGGGUCAGGGUCAAAGCAACACUGGGAGCAUCAUGAUGAGAAUAAAGAGGUAACUAUGUUAUAAAAAUGGAUUACUGAGAUGGAUAUGUCCCAUUUGAAUUGACAACAUUUUGCAUUAACAUGUAUGAUUUUGUAUUUAGAAUUUCUUUCCUUAAUCUGUGCAUCUAGAAGCAAUAUAUUUUAAUUCUUUUUUUUUUUUUUAAACUCACUCUGUCUGGUAAAAAGUUUGUACACAUCAUUUCUACCACACCCAAUCUUUGAACAAACUAAAGUUUGGUUGAUUUUUUAUUUUACAUGACAAAACAAGAAUAAAUUAUGAAAAAUUAACCAAGGGAAAGAAAUUGUACUUGACUGAUAAGGUGGUAUAAGUUCAAUUAGUCCCCUUUAUACUUUGUAGAGAGAAAAAGUUUGAAACUAACAAAAGAAAAUGAGAAAAAAAACAACCUUCUAUUUUCAUAAGUACUUCCAUGGCAGAGUGGCUUGUGUGUGUUAGCUUGAGGAAUUCAGGUUUAUAUAAAAAGCCAUCUCCCAGAUACCCUCUUCUUUUUCCUCCACCCCUUUCCAACUGGUCCAGACAAGUGAUGUCAUAGCGUAUUGGGAAAGCAUGAAAUUGUGCUAAACAAAAACAAUUGGUUAAAAUAUUUGUAAUCGCUCAGAUGUAUUGUUGUUAGUCUUUAUCUAUUACAAAUUUAAUUACAUGACUGAUCCAAACUAAUUGAUACAAUUACACUUAAUAUAAGCUUUUUUUUUUUUUAAAGUAUUUUUAUGGUUUUCUUGUUUUACUAAGCAUUACGUCAUCAGUAUUGACUUUAAAGUGUUUGAUUUUUUGUUCAUUGACAUAAUAAUAACGGAUAAUAAAAAUAAUUGAACAGAAGAAAAUUUCUAACAAUGUGCACAAAUUAUGUUUUUAAGCAACUAUGACUUCUAUAAGAAUUUAACACUAUAAUAAAUAAAUACCUUAUUAUGUGUAAUGAAUAUAUUUUUCUCAACUUUGACAAAAUGUUAAUUAACACAAGAUUGGGAAAUAAAUGUUCUCAUUGUCAUUUUUAGAAUUCAAUCUGUAAUAGGCAAUGAAAUGUAAAGAGUAUACAGUAGUUAAAAGGUCAAUUAAACUUGUAUGUAUAUAUAUAUAUAUAUAUGGUUGAAUUAAUUUUUUUUAAAAUCUGAAAUAUUUAAGUACAUGUUAUCAUACUUUAUUAUUGAACAUGUAAGCAUACUACUGUUUGCAUAAGGCAAGAGGUACAUGUUGUAACAUCAUUUUGUGUUAUGUGAAUGCUGAAUUGUUUCAACCUUAAUCUCUACAAUGUUUAAUAAUCAUGUUAAAUGACAUCUUGUAUGAACUUGAUAACUUGAACUCUAAUUUCCUGUAUUAAAUAAAUCUAUAUAUUAAAUAGAUAUAUGUAAUGUUACUUUUGAAGAAGAAAAAAACAGCUCUGUAAUCUUCACUGAUACCGGUAUUUGUUGUCAUUGUCAGUCAUCAGACAGUGAAAGUAUAUUCUUAUCAAUGGCAUGGUUUCUUGAUGUUAUCUCGAUUUAAUUAAUUGACUAUUGUUAUAAAUAGUAUUUGUUGUUCUGUUACAAGGUUGAAAUAAAAGGUAUUAAAAAAGAA
Messenger RNA from Biomphalaria glabrata, 5404 nucleotides. RefSeq names its product sulfite oxidase-like. The record is from RefSeq and is a predicted model, not a curated record. Gene Ontology annotation, molecular function: heme binding; molybdenum ion binding; oxidoreductase activity. Bases 77 to 1927 code for a protein of 616 amino acids. The transcript has 4 exons. Lineage: Eukaryota; Metazoa; Mollusca; Gastropoda; Planorbidae. Gene Ontology annotation, cellular component: mitochondrion.